This is a messenger RNA of Planococcus citri (citrus mealybug), 1175 nucleotides long. RefSeq names its product ras suppressor protein 1 (gene ics). The transcript is spliced from 7 exons. The coding region runs from base 132 to 1013 and encodes 293 amino acids. Gene Ontology annotation, molecular function: protein binding. Lineage: Eukaryota; Metazoa; Arthropoda; Insecta; Hemiptera; Pseudococcidae. The record is from RefSeq and is a predicted model, not a curated record.
UAAAAUAUUUGCUCAGUAUGAGAGAUCAAUUCGGUCGGAGAACAUGUUAGUACACCGUACGUGUGUACUCGUAGCUCGAACUUGAAAGAUCGGUUGUAAUUUUUAGCACAGAGGAAAAAGGUGCGCGCGCAAUGGAAGUAGAACAAUCGCCCGCGGUGUCUUGUUUACCAACAGCUACAUCGUCGACAGCUAAUGGUAAAAUGUCGAAGGCGAAAAAAGUCAUCGAAGAUGCGAAACAAAUCCAAAAUCCGGAAUUGGAUUUGGUCGACAAAAAUGUCUCGUCGUUCGAAGAAAUCCCUGGCAUAUUGAAUAUGCUAAAUAUCACACGUAUCACACUGAGUCACAACAAGUUGAAAAGUAUCCCGCCUGGAUUGGCUAAUUUGGUCAACUUGGAGAUAUUGAACUUGUUCAAUAAUGCCAUCGAAGAGUUACCUAUUUCCAUAUCGUCACUGCCGAAAUUAAGAAUACUCAAUUUAGGAAUGAAUAAACUGGAUGCUCUUCCUCGUGGAUUCGGAGCUUUGCCAGCAUUGGAAGUGUUGGACCUAACCUAUAACAAUUUGAAUGAAAACAGUCUUCCAGGAAAUUUCUUCAUGUUGGAAACAUUACGAGCUUUAUACUUGGGUGAUAAUGACUUCGAAACGAUCGCACCAGAAAUUGGGCAGCUGAAAAAUUUACAAAUUUUGGUGCUGAGAGAAAACGAUUUGAUCGAGCUUCCUAAAGAAAUAGGCGACUUGCAAAGGCUUCGAGAACUCCACAUCCAAGCCAACAGAUUAACGGUUUUACCACCAGAAAUAGGCAAUUUAGAUUUCCUGAGUUCGAAAUCUAUUCUCAGAAUGGAUUUCAACCCUUGGGUACCACCUAUCGCUGACCAAUUACAAAUUGGAAUAUCUCACGUAAUCGAUUACAUCAGAAGUGAAACGUACAGAUAUUUAUACAGUCGUCACACUGCCACCAAACCUCCUCCCCCACCGCAGAUCGUCGACAAAAGCAAGAAAAUUUCAAGAAUGCGUUGAUGUAAUCACUUUUAAAACUCACGUUCAUUUUAUUUCGCAUAAGUUUUUUCGCAUUUUAUAUUUUUCACUCCAUAUGUGAUUUUUAAACUUUUCAUCUACUUUUUAACAUUUUUUUUUCCUUAUGUAGUAGUUGAUUAAACAUUAAAAUUAUUUGUUCGCUAA